GUCUGCUUUCCGAAAUGAACAAUGAAAUAAUAAAAAUAGUAAAUGUAAAAUCCCCAAAUUUGAACGAGUUAAUUCGAAAUAAAUUUACAAAAAUGCCGGCAAAGGAGGAAAAUAUCGAAAAUUAUUUAAUUAAAAAUUUAAAGGAAAGUAAUGGGGAAUAUGAGGAGAUACCUCAAUUUGAAGGCUAUGAGGAGAAUAAUAGAGAGCCUGACGGAAGAAAAGAUUCUGGAAAGGAAGAAAAAAUUGGAAAUAGUCUUACUAAUGUUGGAAAGAGGUACUUUUCCGUUAUGACGUAA
Molecule: messenger RNA, 296 nt
Organism: Meloidogyne enterolobii
Lineage: Eukaryota; Metazoa; Nematoda; Chromadorea; Rhabditida; Meloidogynidae
Source: the annotation of a GenBank genome assembly